UGCCUUCAGAUGCUUUUUAGCUGCAAACGUUAACGGUUCUGGACUAUAUUUUCUGCGAUUUUCUCAUUCGAGUCCUGUGAAAAUAAUACACAGUGAUUAAGCAUCCAGUGAAUAACGGUACUCGGUGUAUACAUAUAUGUAAAUUUGUAUAUGGUGUGUUGUCCUUGUUAACUCAUUUAAAGUGUGACCACUUUGGGAAUUGGCCAAUUAGUCAUAUAGAGUGGAAGUUUUUGUUGGUCUUGUUUGUUGACCGAGAAAAUAAAUAGAAAUAUUUAUAUCGUCCUUAAAUAAACACAGUGAGGCCGGGCAAAACAAAAUAUUAAGCUGUUGUUUAUUGCAGAAUAAAACAAAACUGCUCCUUGUGUAGUUGUCAUAUUUUUCCUAAGUCCCAAGUGUGUAUGUGCGUGUAUCUAAAAGUGCAAAAAUAAACAACAACAACAAAAAGAAAAAGAAAAUUCUGACUGACGAUGUCUCGAGUAAGGAUGAGAACAUCGACGACAACUAUGAAAAAGUCCUGGGAAUACUGGACAGUUCUUCUCAUGGGAUUAUUUUAUAUUGCAACUAAAUGCGAUGCUCGUGCGGUAAAUGUGAGCAACUCAUGGACAAUGCCUCAAGAAGGACUCAAUGUGUUUUAUCGGUUUUUCAGAGACCGAAUAUCUUGGUUUGAAGCAGAUGCUGUUUGUCAAUUCCAUCAUGCUUAUUUAGUAACUGUUGACAACAGUUUUCAAUUUGAUGCAACACGAGACCUUUUAAGGGAAUUGGAUGUAAACGACAUUGUCUGGAUUGGACUUAUGAGACCGCAGAGCUCGGAUCGUUUCAUGUGGUCGAAUUCAAAAGUUUUAGCUGCCAACACCGGAUACUGGGCUGAAUCACUGCCAUUAAUGGAAUCUCCACUAUGCGCUGUCAUUGAUCCAAUUCGUGACUAUCGUUGGCAUGCUCUUAGAUGUGGAGGGCCAGAAACAGCAUCAUUCCUCUGUGAAAUGCCAGUUCCUGCGUGGGCCGAAUCAUGCAUCCUUAAGGACUUACCCUCUUUAACUAUGCAAUACAUGGCAGAUACAGCUAGCAUUGAAUUAAUUCGCAACUGCGGCGAAGAGGGACUCAUAAGGCAGAUAUGCCGCGGAAAGCAGGACCGUGAAAAAAUUAUGCGCGAGCUAAUUUGCCCCCGGGAACGUCUGGAGUCGAAGAAACUCACUGACAUCACCAACUCCCACUUUAAGUCUUUGCAAAUUAUCCGUGGCAUCUCGACCGACAAUAACGAGAACAACGACAUAGAGAUGAUUCCCGUGAAGAGUGCCGUCGACUCCGGCGAGCAGGUCCAGACCGAGAAGAACACCGUGCAGAAACUCAUCGAGCAAUUCAACGUAGAUGAGCUUAUGCAAGCUGAUCAGCCAUCCGGUAUUCCCGGGGAGAUUCCGAUGCCCGUGAAGAAGGCUGCCAAGAAGAUUGUAGUGGCAAUGCAGCAGAAGAAGCCAACUCCCGCCCCUAAGAAGCCAAUGGAUCGGGGUAAUCAGAAGGAGACCGACCUGGACGACAUGAUGGUGGCGGAUCAACCCAUGCCGGAUGAGGAUGCGUCAAACGAAGUUCUCGAGCCACUGCCACAUAUCAAAAAGGUCUUGCCGCAGGAUUUGAAAAAAAUGCCAACCAUAAAGAGCACGACAAUCGUCGAACCCGCAACCACAACCACAUCGACGGUGGCUGUGGAAAUAGAGCAACCUUCAACCCCUAUGCCUGUUCAGGUCCACACAUCAUCCGAAUCAUCUGCAUUACUCGACGGAACCACUACAGCUGAGCAUAUGUACACAUCCGGGGGACCUUCCACUUCGUCGGCUUCAUUAAUGACCACAACCGUCAGCGGUAUAGUUCCUGCCACACAGCCGGCUACGAUUGGUCACCCAAUGCAUCCCCAGCAGCAGCGCACCAACAUCAUCACCGAGGAGGCAAAUCAUCCUCACAUCAAAGAAACAAACGAUAACCAUUUUAUUCCACCGAUGCUGCUGGUGAAGUCCCAUUAUGUACCACCAGCAAAGGGCUACGAGCACGAGCACGAGCAUCCUCAUACAGCACCAACUCCGGAUCAGAGCGAUAGAGAUGAUGAGACCGCAGAGACUACAAUUGAAAAUGUGCACCAACUGGAAGAGUCCAAUGGACAACAACAGCAACAGAAACAGCAACAGCAGCAGCAACAGACCACGUUUGCCUCGCUCCAGGUGGGUGACACCAUUGCACCGCAAACAGUGGAAGAGGUGGUGACCAUUAAAGUGCAAGACAAGGAGUCACCAGCUGCAAACUCAUCGGAAAUUCAAUUACAGGUCACUACAACCGCUCGAGCUGAAAUGACCACACAAGAUGCUUCGAUAGCCACCCAGCCUCAGAGCACAAUCAAGCCCGCCACAACACCAGAAUCACAACCCGAACCAGAAGCUGUAGCAACGACAACUUUUACUGCCGAAAAAACUACGGAUCUCAUUAUUCCGACAACCGGCAGCGGAGAUGUCACCAGCAUCAACAGAGCCAGCAGUUCGACCUCCUCCCAGACUAUGCUGCCAUCGUCAUCAUCAUCAACUGCCUCAGUGCUGCACCAGACCGAGGCGGACGCCACUGUCGACGUGACUUCGUCGCAAGCUCCUCUUGUCCACACCAUCGAUACACAAACAGAAGGACUGCUGAUGAACACAGAAAAAACAGACCAACUACCACAACAGUCAACGCCAUUUGUAGCCGUGAGCACCAGUGGCAGCAGCAGUAGCAGCAGCAGCAGCAGUAACACUGGUGACAGCAUGUCUCCCCCAUUAUCAGCUCUGCCCGCUUCCACCACCACCGAGGGUUCCGGAAUUAUUUCUUUGACUACUGCAACCGCAACUAAGGCCGCACAACACGAGGAGCCCCAACCAACGAGAAACUUCCUCAACGAAGAAACCUACCCCCCAUUCAAGCCAAACCGUAGACGCUCCCUCACCAAGCCAGAUACACCGAGCUAUUUCAAGAAGAUUCUAGGAUAAUCAUCUGGGAUGUAAAAAGUUUCCACUUUCGUCCCCCGAGGCGAACACAAACAGACACAAACUAAACUAUGUUGAUUCCUUUUUUAUUUUAUUUUUUAAACUUUUGUUAUGGCUCUUUGUUUCACUACACCUCCUACUAAUGGGUGGAAGUGGGAGUGGGAGUGAGUUCAGUAUAUGGGCAAAAUCCCCGUGUGAUGGUGGGUAGAAUGAGCUGCAGCGGGGUUGGUGGGUAGUUCAUGUGAAAAUUUUGUCAACCUGCUUUUUAUUACCUGCAUUCCUUCUGCAUCCUUUCAACGUUCUUAUCAACCCCCUUAUCUCGUACUUACCCCCUCCCUCCCCCUCCGCCUUAAUAAACAACAAAAAAAAAAGGAAAAACUUUUACAUAAAAAUACUACUCCUCAUGGAGAAACGAGAAGAAGAUGUCGAGCCACAAAUGAGACACAAGGGUAUUACAACAGCCCGCAGGGUACAGUUAGAAAAGUUUUCUUCUUUUGUGUGUGUAUUUACGUUUUAAAAUAAAAAGAAAAGUUCUCAAGUUUUUCUUUUUUCGCUCUUAAUUUAACAUUUUUGUUUGUGUGAAUUUUGAAAAAGGAGGAUUUACGGACGAGGUUUAAGAGGAAGUUCAAGUCCCGUUGCCAAAACAGAUAGAGGUAUGAAAACCCAAAAAAAAGCACACAGCACCCAACAAAAACUGUAAAAUGUGCAUAGUUUGUUAAGGUUUAAUCAUCACAGAAAAACCCAAAACACUUUUUUUUUAAAUGCCUGCAUAUUUGUUGUUUUUUUUUCCUUUGUGAAAAUAAUGAUCAAACAUUUCCAAAAUAAAAAAUUCAUUCAAAAAAUUUUGGGAAAACAAAUUAAAAAACAAAGCUUUUUAUAUAAAAUCAAAUCAAAAUGAAAAAAAAGACAAAAAAAAUUAUUAAAACUUAAACAAAAAAAAAAUGUUUAAUUAACAGAAAAUAUUUUUAAGAAAAUUUAAUUAUUAUUAUAAAUUUAUUGUAAUAGUAGGAAGUAUAAAACAGAUAAAUUAUUAUAAAAUAAACAAACAAAAAAAAAGAAGAUAAUUUUAAGGAUGUAAUGGUAGUUAAAAAAACAACAAAAAGAUUAACAACACAUACAUACUUACAUUUUGAUUACAUUUUGAGAAAAAUACAGUUAUAUUAUAAAAAAAUGAAAUGAAUUAAAUUAAUUUAUUUAAUUGUGAAAGCAGCAACAAAAAUCAAUUUAAAACAAAAAUGGAAUGAUAAUGAAAAACAUUUACGAAAAAUAAAGAUACAAAUUGCACAAAGUACGUAAAUUUAA
This is a messenger RNA of Eupeodes corollae, 4298 nucleotides long. RefSeq names its product mucin-2. The transcript is spliced from 6 exons. The coding region runs from base 468 to 2999 and encodes 843 amino acids. NCBI's taxonomy places the organism in Eukaryota, Metazoa, Arthropoda, Insecta, Diptera, Syrphidae. The record is from RefSeq and is a predicted model, not a curated record.